GCGAGAUAAAAACAGAAACAAAAAUGGCCGACAGUACAGAAAAUAAAACUGAGGGGGAAGAAACGUUUUUAAAUACAAAACCAGAAGAAAAUACUGAUGAAUUAUCGGAAAUUAAGAGAGAUUUAGAAGGAUGGAGAGAAGCUCUAAUACCACUAAAUAGUUUACUAGAAUGGGAAAAACCAUAUUAUCCAGCUAUCAUUGUUGGUACAACAACUUUUCUCUUUCUUUUGGUGUGGUACAUUCAACCAUCAGUUUUAACAACAUUGUCCCUUCUAGGAUUAUUAAUUAGUGCAAUAGAUUUGCUGAUCCCCAUGGUUGGACCAAAAUUGUUUGCAACUGAUAGUUGGACAGUGUUCCAUGAACAACAGUUUCAACAGAUCUGUGAGAGAAUUAUCAAUGCUAGAAACCAUUUUAUUGAUUUUAAGAAUACCAUGUGUCAACUGAAAGCUGAAAAGCCUAAAGUAUAUUUCUUUGUUGUAAUGGGUAUUUUAGUAAUUCAAGCCUGGAUAGGAAGUUUAGUAAACAAUCUUCUGCUCACCUAUCUACUAGUGAACUUGGUAUUUCUUCUUCCUGGAUUGAGACGUCAUGAUAUUGUUAAGAAGAACAUUGCUGUCGUUCGUGUCGUCUUGAGUCGACUGAUUUUCGGCAAAAAGAAGAAGAAUUGAACAUCUAAUUUGUUAUUAACCAAGUUUUUUCUUUUUUGUUUCAAACUUCUGGUUGAUAUACGAAUAGUUGAUCUCUUGGUGUUCAGGUGUGGCAAGUUUACGUCUCUAUUCUACUGCCUAAAAGCCAAAAAUGAGUUCUGACGCUCAUUCUUACAAAAAUCUUCAACACCAAGGCAGAAAAACCAAAGAAACUAUUUGUUGAUGACCAAGAAUUAAGUGGAAUGUUUUGAGUUUAGUUCGUAGUAAAAUCUGAUUUAUGUAUUAAGGGAAUCCAUACAUAAAACUAUCUAGUCUCAAGUAACUAGGCUAUUGUAACGUGUGUUCAUCAGUUAAUACUAAUCAUUGUUUUAAAUGAUAUUUAUUGUGAAAUUUUUCCUGUACUAAACAACAUGCAUAAAAAAGACUAAUGAAUAUUAGAUCUUUAUAUUUGUGUAGUCAUAAGAUUAUUGUCCCAGCAUUACUAACAUAUUGUUGAAUUAUUUUUAUCUUCUUGCGACUUUUUGUGAUAACCCUCCCAACUCUCUGUUCAUUGCUAUAGCUGCUUAAAGCUAUCAUAGACUUAAUCCUGUAAUAUAAUAGCUUGAUCAACAAAGUUAUUACUCUAUUUGCAUAGUGAGUUUUGUUAUAAACUUUUUUUGUAUGAAAAUGAUAAAAAUUAUGUUUUAGAAUUGAAUUGUUUCAAAAUUUGAUAAUUUGUACUAAAUUUGAUAUAUUUUGUUUUUACAUAAUUGACAAAAGGAGACUUUCUAUUGAUGGUCUGUGUGAAUUUCUCUAAAUGAUUUAGCCAUUAGGUUUUAUGAAAACUUAUUCCAAAUUUAGAUAAAUUAAUAUCCAGUUCAUUAUAUUAUCUAACGGUGUUUAAGGAACAUGGUUCUUGUUCUGCAAGUUAUUGGAUAUCAACUAGCAGAAAUCCAUUAAGAUUUUGAGCUUUAAUUUAUGAUUAAAAAAUCCGAGCUUCCAUGAAGACAACUUUUUGUAAAGUUUUUAACUUUCUUAGUUCCUUAUCUUAAAUCCUUAUUUUUUUCGUUCACUUCUUUGUGCCAUAAUGCAUGAUCUUAUUUUUCCAUUAUUUUGCGUGAUGUGAUAAGCCAGACAAGGUUGUGAAGUUUUAUUUUUGGAUGCAAAUGAUCCAAAGUGAAAAGAGUAAUAAUUAUGUACAAAUUUGAGCAUGAGAAAACGUAAUGGCUUUAUUUCAAUAUCUAAUUCUUUUGCAUCAAAGAAAUGAAAUAUGUCCCCCAACCACUAAAACUGUUGUUUGUCUAUUUAUGGAAACAGGUGUGGAAUUGAAAGAAAAGCACAAAUUUCAAGGUUUACCCAUUAUUGGCUAGUUCAUUGAAAGCAAAAAUAUGUUACUGUCCCUCUAUUUGAAAAAAAAAUACCUGAAACCUUAUUCUCGAAAACUUAAGAUGAUUUUAGUGUUCCAGUCAUUUGAUUAGUCAAUCACUAAAAUCAAUAUUAAGCCAAAAUUAAUUGUUCUAUAAGAUCACUCUAUUUGUUAAAAUCAUGAUUAUACUCUACUUAAGUUUUCCAGAAUAAGGCCCCAUGAUAAAUAUGAAAUUCCUCAUGCAUUUAUUUUUCACCUACUGCUAAUUGCUCCAAGCUGUAUUUUAAUUGCUCAAUGUCCCAUUUCUUUUUAUUAUUACUAUGAACCUUUCUGUAAGAAGCUAAAGCUCUACAAUAAAUUUGUUCUUCUGUUAAAAAAAAAAAAAAAA
This is a messenger RNA of Lottia gigantea (owl limpet), 2377 nucleotides long. RefSeq lists its product as hypothetical. The coding region runs from base 24 to 665 and encodes 213 amino acids. The transcript has 7 exons. The record is from RefSeq and is a predicted model, not a curated record. NCBI's taxonomy places the organism in Eukaryota, Metazoa, Mollusca, Gastropoda, Lottiidae.